AAAAAAUUAUGAGAUGUUAAUAAUUAUCCAGUCAUUUAAUCAUGGCACUAGGCAGCUGACUAUAAUUUCUUCUGAAUUGCCAAUCGGGUAGUUAGUAAUAAAUUAAAGAGGAGCCAUCAGUAAAUCCCAGACUCCAAAAUGACUCAAGAUAUGACAUCCAGCAAUUGCAUCUUGGAUUUCAUGCAAAGAUUUCGAGGUUCCAGGAGGUUAGUUCUUCUCAUCGUCGCAAUAGCUUUACUGCUAGAUAAUAUGCUGCUCAGCUCAGUGGUUCCCAUCAUUCCCUCUUAUCUUUACGAACUUCAUCACGAAGAAGACUUGAAAUUACGCAAUGCCACAGACGCUUCCACAUCUAACAGCGUCACAGAGAAAUUUGUCCUGCCACAAAGUGACAUUCCUACUGAAAAUGUGACCGACGAAGAAUUAUUGUCCACGACACCAGGCCUUCAAGAGCUUUGUGACCGGCUUCGAGAAAAAGAAGCUAAAGAGGACAAGGAGUCGUCUCCUGGAAAAAAGAAAAAACAAAGAAUCAGAGGUCGGAAAAUUUCCUCAAGCAGUACUACAGAAGAUAUUAAGACAACCACUGAAAUUCCAACGACUUUGUCUCCAGAAAUGAAAGAAUUGCGUCAUCACGAGUUGGUAAAUGAAAAUGUUGAAGUUGGAAUCAUGUUCGCAUCGAAGCCUAUAGUUCAAGCUAUUACAAAUCCUUUUAUAGGACCAUUAACGAAUAGGAUUGGAUAUAGUAUUCCAAUGUUCAGUGGUUUCGUUAUCAUGUUUCUCUCCACUUUAAUUUUUGCUAUGGGCACAAACUACGCCCUACUUUUCAUUGCUCGAUCUCUUCAAGGAGUUGGUUCGGCAUGUACAAGUGUUGCAGGUAUGGGCAUGUUAGCAGCCUUUUAUCCAGACGACAGGGAAAGAGGGAACGCCAUGGCAUUGGCCCUAGGAGGUUUAGCUCUCGGUGUCAUGAUAGGGCCUCCAUUCGGAGGAGUUAUGUAUGAAUUUGUUGGUCGGGCUGCACCUUUCCUUGUGUUAGCUUUCCUGUCGCUUUUUGAUGGACUGUUGCAGUUAUUGGUUCUUCAACCCAAAGUCACUAAAGAAGAACAAGAAGGAGCUUCUCUUUUCACGCUUAUUCGAGAUCCUUAUAUAUUAAUUGCAGCUGGAGCUAUAACUUUUGCCAACAUGGGAAUUGCAACUUUGGAGCCAUCUCUGCCAUUAUGGAUGAUGGACACUAUGAAUGCUCCGAAGUGGCAACAGGGUGCAGCUUUCCUUCCAGCCAGCAUAUCUUACCUGAUAGGAACGAAUCUUUUCGGUCCCUUGGGGCAUAGAAUGGGAAGGUGGCUGUCUACCAUGGUUGGACUAAUAGUUAUAGGUAUAUGCCUCAUACUGAUUCCCAUGGCUAGAAAUAUUACUCAUCUCAUCGUUCCAAAUGCUGGAAUAGGUUUUGCUAUAGGUAUGGUGGACUCGUCCAUGAUGCCUAUGUUAGGAUAUUUAGUGGACAUCCGUCAUACAUCCAUAUACGGCAGUGUGUAUGCGAUUGGAGAUGUUGCCUUUUGUGUUGGCUUUGCUGUAGGACCCAUUUUGAGCGGAAGUAUAGUGAAAGCAAUUGGCUUUACAGGAUUAGUGUACUGCAUCGCUGUAAUUUGUUUCGUGUACGCUCCACUAAUGUUCCUCCUGCGAAAGCCUCCAGGGCGAGCAGAAGACCAGAUACAUCUUAAAGAUACGUCUAUUCGCUAUGUCAGUUAUACGAAUGAUGAAUCACCUGAAGAGGAGGACUUCAGAAAACCACCACCACAGCAACAGGCUUGGGUCAAGUGAUAAUUUGGAUAUUAUUUCAUCAAAUCCCUUGAUCAACGCCUGCUCCUCAAUCCCCAGUUCCAAUCUGAAAAUAUAUUGUCUAAGUACUCUUUGCAUUCCUCAUGAGGGUAUUCAUAAAGUUUCAAAAUAAUGUCAUCACCUCGUCAAAAUCGCCAAGGAAACCGAAUGGUGCAAAGACAUGGUUAUUUUCCCACUUUGCUUCUGGUGAUCAGUGGUCAUCAUCAAUAAUCUGUUACUGAAGACGAUAAUUAUGCAUGUGCAAUUUUGGCGUCGUAUCAUGAUGCCUGUUGGCGAGGAAGGUGAGAAUGUUGAUUGUGCUUCUCUUCGUCGCUAUGAUAAUUCCCAAAGGCUUGUUGCAUUGUGUGCUAAGCGUUAUAUUUGAAGUUGUAUUUUAAAAUUUUGCUAAAAUAAAACAUUCAGUUUGCAGAUCUUUAUAAAAUCACAAAAUAUGUUGAUUUUUAAUGUUUCCUAAGUAUGAAAUUAGAUCUGAUUGUAAAAAAAGAAUUAAACGGAUUAAUUAUAACCUUAAAGAUGAUUCCUUUGAUCUUUGUUAGAUCUUUAAUUUUAUUACAUCUUAAAUUUUUUACUUAUUUUGCAUUCUGAAAUAAUGUUGUAAUGUGUGGUAAAGGUUUAAUGAUAUAAGAUGAAAAUCUCACUAAAUAAAUGAUAUUUUAUUUUAAAUGCAUAGAAAAAUUUAGAUUAUAUUUAUUAUUUUCCUAUCUACAAAAGUUUGUUUUUAUUACCAUUGUUCCAAAAAUGCUCUCCUUUGAGUAUGAAAGUAUUAAUGAAGAAAUAAAUAGCCGUUUCCUUGUAAAUCUAAACCAUUAAAAUUUUGAUUUAAAGAACUGAAUGUCACUAAUUUUUAAAUGCAUUAUUUGUAUCAUAAACAGUUAACAAAAAUCUUGCUUGGGAAUGUUCUAAAUUACUUCUCAGUGUGACUGGAAGAAAUUCAUAUUAAAUAAAUUCAAUUAGUAAAUCGUAGACAUUCAAAAAAUGUGUUUUAAAAAUUAUAGCCAUAUAAGACGAAAGGCGAAAUAAGUUAAUUUCAUUAACUCCCAGAAAGUGUGUUAUUAAUGAAUUUUUCCUUAUAUCUUCAAUUUAAAUUAAUUUAUCUUUUGCAAAAGUAAUUAAAUAAAGCAGGAGUACAUUUUAAUUUUUGUCCUUUAGCUGUUAUGAAAUCUUUAUAUAUUUCAAAAUAACAAAUAUCAUUCUUUUCGUUGUUUAAAAUGAUUCUUGUUUCCUAAGAUUUAGUAAGUUUUCAAACUCAGAAUUCGACAAGAUGAAAAUUUUCAAGUUUCGAAUUCCUAAAAAUUGAUUAUUUUUGUAUAUCCUAGAAAUAAAAAAUAAAAUUGCAUUUUUAUACUUAAAAUAGUGCGAAAGUGGAUGUUUAUAACCAAGAAUGGGGUUUCUGAGAAAAAAAUUUAUAAAAUAAAAAAUAAUGAAAAUAAAGUAAUAAAAAAUUUAUAAAAAUAAAAUAAAGUAAUGAAAAGUUUUUAAAAAUAAAGCAAUGAAAAAUUUUAAUAAAAAUGUUUGAGCAGAAUUUCUGAUAAAUAAAACAGAAAUUUUAAAGCAAUUAAAAAACCGAAGAUGGACGAAAUUUUCCCUCCAAAAAAGUUAAAUAUUUUUAUGAAUGCAGUUUUUACUGUUACAGUUCAGAAUUUUUUAUUGUAUCAAUACUUGUUAUUUUAAAAAGAAUAAAAUAAAAUAUAUAUAUUGUUAUUGGUUUAGAAUGAAUUAAAAUUUCUGAAAUUGUUAUGCUGAAAAAUUAGAAAUUAGAGAAAUUUGGAAGAUGAUAAAUAUAACUGUGAUUCUAUUUUAAUUGGUAAAUAUUCUAUAUCGGCAUUAUUUACAUAAUUUAUUGCAUUCGUUAUGCAUAUUAACAUGAUACUGAGCGAUAUACAUUUCAGAAAGUCGCAAAUUAAAGAAUGAUAUAUUUUUGAAAAAUGUAGAACUUAAUAUUCAAUUUUGUAAAAUAUUUUACUACUUAUAGAUAAAUGCCAUCAUAUUUUAAAUAAACAUACUUUGCCCAACCGAAAUUUCUAGUUUUAGAAAUUUUGUCAUUUGAAGUAUAUUCUGAUAUAUUCAUUUUGAGCAUUUCUUUCCUAUUCAUUUUCCUUAAAAGCAGUUAUAAAAUUUAUCAUAUUAUUCAGCAUUGUCUACUCAGUGUGAUAUCAUUUAUUAAAUAAAAUAGCACUGUAAUCUAUCAGUUUAUGCUUUUUAACGUAUUUACUUAAAAUAGUAUUUCACAUCAGUUUGUUCUGAAUUUAUCUACAAUAGACAUAUUUUUUAGUUUUUCUAGCUAAUUUUUAAAUAUAUCUACAUUAUGAAUUCUUUUAUGUAGCAAAUCAACAGCAGAAGUAUUUAAAAUUCCUUUUGUUGUGUAUUAAUAUUAAAAAUGUGCAGUUCUUUUUAUAUUAAAUCUAUUUACACUUUUAUAUUAAAUCGAUUUAUAUUAAAAAUAUUUCAAAAUGAAUAUGCUUAUUCAUAGAAUAGGGCAUAAAAAAUUAUUUAUUGUUGAAUGAGAUUCAUUCAUUUUGAGCUACAUAAUAUAUGUAAUUUUAUAAUGCAAAACUGCACAAAAUCUACAAGUGUAAGGAAGAUGGAAUAGAAUAUAGUUUUAAAAUAUCGGGACCCAGUGAAACUAAAGUAUCCAAAUAUUAAAAUUUUAGGGUAAUUGCUUCUCUUUCCAUCUCAUUCAUGUACAUAUUGAAUAUAAUAUAAGUGGGGUGGGACUUUAUUUCUUGCCUAUCACAUUUUAUUUGAAUAAUAAUCGCGCAGUUAAGAAAAAUUAAAUACAUUUAUUUCAGUAAAAUAAAUACAAAAUACAUUUUUCGGCAAAUUUAAACAAGGAAAUUAUUUUUUAUUUGCUUAAACUUAGCACCACAUAUUGUUUCAAAGACAAUUAAACUAUUCUCAUUUAUGUAGGCUUUAAAAUUAAAUCUAAAUAUAUCUAUAUAUACACAUAUUAAGUCUGCUAAAAUUAAACAAAUAAUUUUUUUAAAAUUUCUUAAACACGCAACCAGUUAUGAUUUGAACUGAAUAAGACAAUUCAUUUUUUUAAUUUACAUUGUAACUUCUAUGAUGUUAAAGUAACUAGAAACUGUUUGUUUUCAAAUCUAAUUGCUGCCUUUAAGAAGUGAGGCCUGAUGUUUAGCAAAUUAUCGCCUCUAUUACUUAAGUCACAAGCCUCGAAACAGCAAUUUGCUGAUAAAAUAACUUGCUGGUAAACUCAGAGCAAUUAAUAUUUCAACGAAAUAAGACAAUUUUUAUUCUGUCAAGCCUGAAACGAAACACAUAAUCAUUUUUCAUUUCAAAUUUUACUACACUUAUGUUAAACGAAGCAAUUUAUUAUUUCAUUAUAACCACCACCUACUAUUUUAACAAAAUAAGACAAUGAAAUUAUUUUUUAUUUAUGUAAAUUAAACACACAAAAAAAUAUUUUAAUAUAAAAUUUUAUUUAAUAUUAAUUUUAUUUUGUUAUAAAUUAAACUUAAUAUUAUAUGUUAUAAAUUAAAAUUAAUUUUUAAACUUUUUUACAUUAAAAUUAAACAACAAAUUCUUUUUUACUUGAACUCACAACCAGAUGUUGUUUAGAUCAAAUAAAACAACGAAAUUCAUUUUAUUUACGCAGGCCUUAAAUUUAAACAAUCUUUCUUAAUUUCAAUAUACCAAAAUUUUAAAAAGAAUUUUUUUUAUUUAAAUUCUUAAAUGACUUAAAUUAAAAAUUUUGAAAUCGUGCGAUUAUAAACUAAUAGCAGCAAAAAUAAAAUUUUAAAAAUAAGUUGUGUUCUGAUUAAUUAUAAACAUAAAUGCUAUUCUGUAGUUUAAAAGCUCAAUAAAGAAUUCCAGUUAUGCUACAGUAAAAUCCUUUUAUUUCCUCAUUUCGUAAGGGCUUGUUUGGAACAACCCUACAAAAAAAUUCAAGUGAGAAUUUUAUAAGUGUGAAUAUUUUUGGAACUAUUAAUGUGAAAUUUAUUUAAUUUAGUCGUAAUUAAUGCAUUAAAUUAUUAAUAACAAAUCUUUUAAAUAUGGGAAAUUUUAAAUUCUCUUUUUCAUGUAUUAUGCUUGUUAAUGAAAAUUUGGGUACAAAAACAUUGUAUCAAAUUUAUUAAGCUUCAUCGAAUAUUUAUAUUUUAUAGCCUUUACUCGCUGUUUAUUAAUUGCUUAAACUAGUGUCUGUUGUAUGUGCUUAACUUCAUCAAUGGUAUAAAAGAUGAAACUUUAUUUAUUUUCAGAUUGUUAAAGUUGUAUAUAAUAAAUUAAAAUGGGAAACUAUUGAA
This is a messenger RNA of Stegodyphus dumicola, 6092 nucleotides long. Its product is annotated as synaptic vesicular amine transporter-like. Gene Ontology annotation, biological process: aminergic neurotransmitter loading into synaptic vesicle; transmembrane transport. Gene Ontology annotation, molecular function: serotonin:sodium:chloride symporter activity. NCBI's taxonomy places the organism in Eukaryota, Metazoa, Arthropoda, Arachnida, Araneae, Eresidae. The record is from RefSeq and is a predicted model, not a curated record. Gene Ontology annotation, cellular component: terminal bouton; synaptic vesicle membrane.